AUAUGAUGAUACACUAGUGGUUCCCAUUAUUGAGAACACACCAGAAGAGAAGGAUCUCAAGGAGAGAAUGGCACGAGCAAUGGAGAAGUACCCAGACUCAUGUGCUGUGCUGGUCAGGCGUCACGGGGUGUAUGUGUGGGGAGCAACAUGGGAAAAAGCCAAAACCAUGUGUGAGUGUUAUGAUUACCUGUUUGAUAUCGCAGUGCGGAUGAAGCAGCUUGGGCUAGAUCCUUCAAAACAACCAGCUGAAGAAAAUGGGAUCUUAUGA
Molecule: messenger RNA, 268 nt
Organism: Acanthisitta chloris (rifleman)
Lineage: Eukaryota; Metazoa; Chordata; Aves; Passeriformes; Acanthisittidae
Product: methylthioribulose-1-phosphate dehydratase-like
Exons: 2
Cellular component (GO): cytoplasm
Molecular function (GO): methylthioribulose 1-phosphate dehydratase activity
Source: RefSeq, a predicted model, not a curated record